UUGCAGUCUAGGGGUAGCUUGUCACCCAAAUCAGCACAGGAGGUAAGUGGAUGGCUGAGCAGCCAUGCCUGUCUCAUCCCAGAAACAAACUUCAGAGACUCUUCUGGGCCCAGGCUGUGGCCUGUGUCUGUCCAUCCCAGGAAUCCCAGUCUCUGAUGUGAGCUUGAAGACACGGCCCCCGGGAGGAUGGGUGAUGGAGGGAAACAAGCUGGUCCUCAUCUGCUCAGUUGAGAGUGCCACAGGAAAUAUAACUUACCUCUGGUACAGAGGGGCCCUGGGUUUAAAUCUGGAAACAAAGACACAGCCUUCACUAACAGCAGAGUUUGAGAUCAGUGAGGUGAAGCAAAGCGAUGCUGAUCAAUAUUACUGUGCGGCUAGCAACGGCCAUGGUCACAUUCCCAGUGAGCUGGUGAACGUCAGUGUCAGAGUUCCAGUAUCUCGCCCUGUCCUUACGUUUGGGGACUCUGGAACCCAGGCUGUGCUGGGAGACCUGGUGGAGCUUCACUGUAAGGCCCUGAGAGGUUCACCCCCAAUCUUCUACCAGUUUUACCAUGAGAACAUCAUUCUGGGGAAUAGUUUAGCCCCCUCUGGUGGAGGAGCAUCCUUCAGCUUCUCCCUGACUGCAGAACAUUCUGGAAACUUCUCCUGUGAAGCCAGCAAUGGCCAGGGUGCCCAACGAAGUGAGGUGGUGGCUCUCAACUUAACAGGUCUCUCCUUAGUGCCCACUGAGAAAGGACUCAGUCAUCUCUCUUCAGGACUCACUGUGUGGCUGCUUGGCUGUCUUGGCCCCAUCAUUAUGGCCCUAAUAGUUUGCUACUGGCUCAAGAGAAAAAUAGGAAGAAAGUCAGAAGAUCCACUCAGGAGCCCUCCUCAGCCUGUGCUCCAAGAAUCCACCUACCCCUACUCCCCCGACCCAAGACAGCCAGAGCCCGUGUAUGAGAACGUGAAUGUUGUAAGUGGCGACGAAGUUUACUCUCUGGUGUAUCACACCCAGCAGGAGCUGGAACCAGCAGCGGCUCAGCACAUGAGGACACACCGGGCAAGUGAGGUCCCUUCUGGAAUCUACUCUAAGCCAAGGAUAAACAUUGCGUACAUGGACUAUGAAGAUGCUAUGUAGAACUAUGUAAACAGCAACUGUGGGGUGCUACAAGAAAGCCCAAGGCCUGAUGUGGCCUCCGAGGACAUGGGGGAAAGGGAUAGCUUGCCAGCACACCUUCCCCACACACUGCCCUUCAUUGGGUGGGUCCUUCACCUACCCGGAGUGAAGAUGGAGCAAAUCCUGCAGAAACCACCCAGGAAAACCAACUUAGACGGAGAAGCCAGAAGCAUUUGCUGGGGGCAUCUGGUUGUUGCCCACUCAUGUUGGGGCAUGAUGAAUUGCACUCAAACUUUUAAUAACAAGAGGAAAGUGGUGUGGUGAAAGUCACUGAGGUCUUGCAGCAGAGAGACAGUGAGACCCAGAGAGCACGAAGCCAUGAUCAAUGGCUCUGCGGGUCUGCUGUGGAGAGAGCUGUGCUUCUUCUGUGUACAUAUCCAAAAUACCCAACAGUGUACUUGUGAGUCACUGUCAUCAACUUGGAAUUAAAACACAGUUGCAUAAAAAUGUGCUGUGGCUACACUUAAUUUUA
Grammomys surdaster is the source of this 1628-nucleotide messenger RNA. Its product is annotated as Fc receptor-like protein 1. The transcript is spliced from 9 exons. The coding region runs from base 65 to 1117 and encodes 350 amino acids. The record is from RefSeq and is a predicted model, not a curated record. Lineage: Eukaryota; Metazoa; Chordata; Mammalia; Rodentia; Muridae.